AGUCGCGUCUUUGAUGACGGAGAAACGUUGGAGCGCAGAUUGUUUUUAUAACGCAAGAGACGUCCUACGUCACCACGUUAACCCUGAAGCGGAAGUGAACACGAGGGGUUCAGGGAAUCACCACGCACGUUGGGCUGCCGCGACCCCUUACUCAGGAUCAGAAGUGAACCCUCCUCUGCUUCACCAUGGCCGUGAGAGCGUCGUUUGAGAAAAACAACGAGAUCGGCUGCUUCGCCAAGCUGACCAACACAUACUGCCUGGUGGCCAUCGGCGGCUCAGAGAACUUCUACAGCGUGUUUGAAGGGGAAUUGUCAGAAACCAUCCCAGUGGUUCACGCUUCCAUAGCAGGCUGUCGCAUCAUAGGGAGGAUGUGUGUGGGUAACCGUCACGGUCUCCUGGUGCCCAACAGCACGACAGACCAGGAGCUGCAGCACAUCAGAAACUGCCUGCCCGACGCAGUCAGGAUCCAGAGAGUGGAGGAGAGGUUGUCUGCGCUCGGGAACGUCAUCGCCUGCAACGACUACGUAGCGCUGGUCCACCCCGACCUCGACAGGGAGACAGAGGAGAUCCUCGCAGACUCUCUGAAGGUGGAGGUUUUCCGUCAGACGGUAGCAGAGCAGGUCCUGGUCGGCUCCUACUGCGCUUUCAGCAACCAGGGAGGCCUCGUCCACCCGAAGACGUCUAUAGAAGACCAGGACGAGCUGUCGUCUCUGCUACAAGUUCCCCUAGUGGCCGGCACAGUGAACCGGGGCAGUGAGGUGAUCGCGGGGGGGAUGGUGGUCAACGACUGGUGCGCGUUCUGCGGCCUGGACACCACCAGCACCGAGCUGUCGGUCAUCGAGAGCGUCUUCAGACUCAGUGAUGCGUCACAGCCCUCCGCCAUCGCCACCAGCAUGAGGGACUCUCUGAUCGACAGCAUGGCGUAAGCCGCCUCUGCAGUGUCCUGCAGUUGAAGAGCUCUGCUGCGGUUCGCCUGGUCUCGCACAUUACGCCAACAAGCUGCUGGACCUCAUUUCUCAACUUUUAAAACACCUCCUUCCACACAGGACAGCUCACCUUCACUCAGAAGUCACAGCUCCCACCUGCAGCCAUGUUACAGCGAUCACAUCGUACCCUUUCCAGCAUUUGGUUUAAUGAGUCUAAAACCUUUCCUCUGGUUACCUGCGGUCAUCUCUGACAUCAGCUUUCUGCGAGGAAAUGAUCGGUUUCCAGUAAAAGAUCCUGGCAGUUGAAACAUGUUCAUCUGUACAUCCACCACCUCACCUCCACCGCUACUCAUUGUAGUAGUUUUUCAAAGUAAAGACUGUUGUUUAGAGAGGCCUGAAGUUGUUAACGUGGUGAUAAGGUUGCAGGAGGAUUUCUGCUACGACAAGGAAAAACUGGUGCAGAGGUGGCGAAAGACCACAUUUACAUACAAGUUGAGGAAUCUGAUUUCAGCCUUUGUGGCACUAAUGUGAAUAUUGUUUUAUCCAAACAGGUAGAAAUAUAAUUUAAAGUUUUCUCCCAGUUUGGAUAGACCAGACGUGACCAAGGCUGUGCUAAAAGGAAUUAAAAAUCAGUUUUAUUUUUGUGCCUGUAUCGUUAAAAAGCCACUAGAAAAACCCUGACCUUAACCUCUUUAGGUAGGAGGCUGUGUUCUGGAUGUAAUUCUUAACCCUGAGCGGAAACUGUCAGCUGCCUCGACAGAAUCGCCUCCCCGAUGCUUCGGCAACCCCGACGGGUGACAGCACCCCAACACGCUGUUGCUGUUGUCGCUUAGAGUCAGCCAGGAAACACGUUUUGGUUCUUCACUCUGUUGCCUGCAGCCAUCAGGGAUUCCCAUCGACACACACCCGCCUCAAAACUGUCACCUGCGUCACCAUCUCAAAGGUUUUUCUGACGCUUGAAGGCUGUCACCCACGGUUGCUUCUGUCGCUGAGGCAAAGACCCAACGUUAAUUUGAAAGUAAGAACCUUAUUGAAGGUUUAAGAGCGACGCUUCGUCCGAACGAGCUUCCUUUCAGAGGUCUGAAAUCACUCGAUUUGAUAUUUGAGGCGUCCGACAAACACGACGGCGUACAACACACAGUAUGAUAAAUAUACAGGUAGAGUGGGAUUUCAGUGUCGCGGGUCUUGUAUGUAAUGUUUACACAAAAACUGUCUGAAGAAAAAGUCAACAGAUUGGAGCAGAGAUGGAUGGAUGAAGUGAUAAAUGCAGUGUUUCUGUAACAAAUCAAGGCCUGCCUGGUGAAGUCUUAACACGGUUGAUAUUUCGUAACGAACGUCUUGUAAAAUAAAAUAAGUCACCCUCC
This is a messenger RNA of Siniperca chuatsi (mandarin fish), 2290 nucleotides long. RefSeq names its product eukaryotic translation initiation factor 6 (gene eif6). Gene Ontology annotation, biological process: maturation of LSU-rRNA; assembly of large subunit precursor of preribosome; ribosomal subunit export from nucleus. The record is from RefSeq and is a predicted model, not a curated record. Lineage: Eukaryota; Metazoa; Chordata; Actinopteri; Centrarchiformes; Sinipercidae. Gene Ontology annotation, molecular function: ribosomal large subunit binding. The transcript has 7 exons. Gene Ontology annotation, cellular component: preribosome, large subunit precursor; nucleolus; cytosol. Bases 186 to 926 code for a protein of 246 amino acids.